AUGUCGUUGACUGCCGCCUGCCGCGUCAAGACCGUUGCUAAACAAGACUCCAAGGGCGAAUACGGCGUCUCCUCGCCGCCCCCGAAGCGGCACCUCCAACACCCCUCGGCGCUGCCGCAGUCCCCCGACGUGAGCGGCGUGCACAUCUCGUGCGAUCCCUCGGCCGAGUAUGUUAUUGUUGUGUCCAUGUACGAAGUCCACAACGACCGCAUCUACGACCUCCUCACCCCGCCCAUCAAGUCGGCUGCCACCAAGGACAUGCGCCGCCGGCCCCUGCUCUUCAAGUCGACGGAGCUGUCGCCCGACCGCAAGGUGGUGGCUGGCCUGCGCAAGGUGGUGUGCACGAGCCUCAGGGAUGCCAUACUGGUGCUCGAGGCCGGUCUGCUGGAACGCAGGGUCACGGGUACGGGCAGCAACAGCGUGUCGAGCCGCAGCCACGGCUUCUUCUGCUUCGAGGUCAAGAAGCGCACGCGCAGUCGCAGAGCCGGCGGGCACUGGGGCGGCAGCAGGCUCACCAUUGUCGACCUGGCGGGCAGCGAGCGGGCCAGGGAGGCCAAGACACAGGGCGCCACGCUGGUCGAGGCCGGCAAGAUCAACGAGAGUCUGAUGUAUCUGGGGCAGUGCCUGCAGACGCAGAGCGAGUUGGGCACAUCUACCAAGCCGAAUGUUGUUCCCUACCGACAGUGCAAGCUGACCGAGCUGCUCUUUUCCAACUCAUUCCCAUCUUCGUCGUCGUCGGCCACUCAUCCGCAAGGCCCGCGGCGAAACCCCCAGCGCGGCGUCAUGAUUGUCACGGCCGAUCCGCGAGGCGACUUCAACGCCACGUCUCAGAUCCUGCGAUACAGCGCGCUCGCCCGCGAAGUGACCGUGCCGCGCAUCCCAUCCAUCACCGCCACCAUCCUCGCCACGUCGCCGCCCCUGGGCAACCCCAUCGCCCCGAGCAGCACGGCGCAGCAGCAGCCGCACCACCACCCGCGACCCUUCAUGCCCCCCGGCGGCUCCAGCUCGUACCGCAACCACACCCCGCCGAUGAACGCCGACGAGCGCGCGACCAUGGAAAUCGCGGCGCUGGAAAUCGCGCGCAUGAGCGACGAGAUCGACCAGCUGCGCGACGAGGUCGAGACGCAGACGGACGCGCGCAACGUCGCCGAGGCGCACCUCCUCAGCAUGGAGGACCGCCUGCUGGACCUCGAGGCCGCCAUCCGCGACGAGUGCGCGACCGAGUUCGAGCAGCGCCUGGCGCUCGAGCUGGCGCGCUUCAAGGCCUCGCUCGCGCUCGAGCAGGAGCGCAGCGAGGAGCACUGGGACCGCAAGGUGGACGUGCUGGAGCGCGGCCUCGACGCCGGCGGCCUUGACGCGGACGCCGGCGGCGACGCCGACAAGGAGAAUGUGCUGGUCGAGGACCUGGCGCAGGAGGUGGAGCGGCUGCGCAGGGAGAAUGCUGUGCUGAAGAGGGAGCUCGCGGGGAGGACGCCGUGCAGGCGCGCGCCCCUGGCUGAGAGGGAGGACAUCUCUGCGUCGGGCCACCCGCCGCCGCCGCUGCAUGGUAACGGCAACGGCGCGGGUGCGAGUACAAACAGCGCCUCGAACUCGCCGGUGGGCAGCCUGGGCCGCAGGCUGGAGAGGAUGAGGGUCGGGAGCCCCGCGGCGGACUCGCAGCUGCAGCUGCAGCAGCGCGCGAGGGACGUGAGCGGCAGCCCGAUCAAGAAGGUGCGGAGGCUGGCCGCGAAGCGGUGGGAGGAGGUGGACGAUCAGUGA
Molecule: messenger RNA, 1758 nt
Organism: Purpureocillium lilacinum
Lineage: Eukaryota; Fungi; Ascomycota; Sordariomycetes; Hypocreales; Ophiocordycipitaceae
Biological process (GO): microtubule-based movement
Cellular component (GO): nucleus; microtubule; kinesin complex
Molecular function (GO): ATP hydrolysis activity; microtubule motor activity; ATP binding
Source: RefSeq, a predicted model, not a curated record